This is a messenger RNA of Siniperca chuatsi (mandarin fish), 9916 nucleotides long. It is a transcript of the gene itpr1b, whose product is annotated as inositol 1,4,5-trisphosphate receptor, type 1b. Gene Ontology annotation, molecular function: inositol 1,4,5 trisphosphate binding; inositol 1,4,5-trisphosphate-gated calcium channel activity. The transcript has 64 exons. Gene Ontology annotation, biological process: calcium ion transmembrane transport. Bases 248 to 8647 code for a protein of 2799 amino acids. NCBI's taxonomy places the organism in Eukaryota, Metazoa, Chordata, Actinopteri, Centrarchiformes, Sinipercidae. Gene Ontology annotation, cellular component: endoplasmic reticulum; membrane. The record is from RefSeq and is a predicted model, not a curated record.
GUAACGAAAGGGGCGUUCCCUCAGUGACAUGUGGAGGAGGUAAGAAGCGGAUUGUUGCCGAGGACGCAUUCAGCUGUCAGAGAUAACGCCGCUCAGCCUGCUCUUACCUGGAGUUUCAUUACCAUGGACUUAACCGAGGAUAGCGCUGUGGAAAUUAUCCUGUGCUGACCCACUUCUUUACGUUCUUGUCUCUCUAUCUUUGGCGCGUUCUUUCAUUUCUGUCAGGUGUUGUCAACCCUGAGGAACCAUGUCGGACAAGAUGUCCAGUUUCCUCCAUAUUGGGGACAUUUGUUCCCUGUAUGCAGAGGGCUCCACCAGUGGAUUUAUCAGCACUUUAGGGCUUGUGGAUGACCGCUGUGUGGUGCAACCAGACACAGGCGACCUCAACAACCCACCCAAGAAAUUCAGAGACUGCCUUUUCAGGCUGUGUCCUAUGAACAGAUACUCAGCACAGAAACAGUUCUGGAAGGCUGCAAAACCUGGAGGCAACAGCACCACUGACACAGUCCUCCUCACCAAACUCCAUCAUGCUGCUGACCUGGAGAAGAAGCAGAAUGACUCUGAAAAUCGAAAGCUGCUGGGAACAGUCAUCCAGUAUGGAAAUGUCAUUCAGUUGCUGCAUUUGAAAAGCAAUAAAUACCUGACAGUGAACAAGCGCCUUCCUGCACUGUUGGAGAAGAAUGCCAUGAGAGUGACUCUGGACUCAGCGGGAAAUGAGGGAUCCUGGUUCUACAUCCAGCCCUUCUACAAGUUGCGAUCCCUGGGAGACAGUGUGGUGAUUGGUGAUAAAGUGGUCCUUAACCCUGUGAAUGCGGGACAGCCUCUACAUGCCAGCAGCCACCAGCUAGUUGACAACCCAGGAUGCAAUGAGGUUAAUUCUGUAAAUUGCAACACGAGUUGGAAAGUUGUUUUAUUCAUGAAAUGGAGUGACAACAAGGAAACAAUACUCAAGGGGGGUGAUGUAGUCCGGUUGUUCCAUGCAGAGCAGGAGAAGUUCCUCACUUGUGACGACCACAGGAAGAAGCAGUAUGUUUUUCUUAGAACGACCGGCCGGCAGUCUGCCACUUCUGCCACCAGCAGCAAAGCUCUGUGGGAAGUAGAGGUGGUCCACCAUGACCCUUGUAGGGGAGGUGCAGGCUACUGGAACAGCCUGUUCAGGUUUAAACACUUGGCCACAGGGUGUUAUUUGGCUGCUGAAAUGGGUGAGGUGAAUCCAGACUUUGAGGAGGAGAGUGCUGAGCAGCGGUCCGCGGUGGUGGACUUUACACCCUUUAAUUUCCAGCUGGAUGCAGAUAAUGAAGCUUUACGAGGUCGUCUGCGAGCUCCACAGGAGAAGAUCAUGUACACUUUGGUGCCAGUUCCUGACGGCAUGGACAUCUCUUCUAUCUUUGAGCUGGACCCUACCACUCUGAGAGGCGGGGACUCCAUGGUACCAAGGAGCUCCUAUGUGAGACUAAGACACUUGUGUACCAACACGUGGGUUCACAGCACCAACAACCCCAUUGACAAAGAGGAGGAGAAACCUGUUAUGUUACGGAUUGGAACGUCAGCAGUAAAAGAGGACAAGGAAGCUUUUGCCAUUGUACCAGUGCCACCAGCAGAAGUGCGUGAUUUAGACUUUGCCAAUGAUGCUAGUAAAGUAUUGGCGUCCAUUGCUGGGAAGCUUGAAAAGGGCACCAUUACACAAAAUGAAAGAAGGUUUGUGACCAAGCUCCUGGAAGAUCUAGUUUUCUUUGUGGUGGACAUCCCCAACAGUGGGCAGGAUGUUUUGGAGAUCAUGGUUAACAAACCCAACAGAGAAAGACAGAAACUCAUGAGAGAGCAGAAUAUCCUGAAGCAGAUUUUCAAACUUCUCCAAGCCCCUUUCACAGACAGUGGUGAUGGUCCCAUGCUGCGACUGGAGGAGCUUGGAGACCAGCGGCACGCUCCUUUUAGACAUAUUUGCAGGCUUUGCUACAGGGUGUUACGCCAUUCUCAGCAAGAUUACAGGAAGAACCAGGAGUACAUAGCCAAACAAUUCCGCUUCAUGCAGAAGCAGAUAGGAUAUGAUGUGUUGGCAGAAGACACAAUAACCGCUCUGCUCCACAACAACCGGAAGCUGCUGGAGAAACAUAUCACUGCUGCAGAGAUAGACACAUUUGUCACUCUAGUGAGGAAGAACCGGGAGCCAAGGUUUCUGGACUACCUCUCAGAUCUCUGCGUGUCCAUGCACAAGUCCAUCCCUGUGACACAGGAGCUCAUCUGCAAUGCAGUACUGGACCCUACCAAUGCUGACAUCCUCAUCGAAACCAAAUUGGUCCUGUCAAGGUUUGAGAUUGAGACAACAACAAAUGGAGAGAAUCCAGUGGAGGCAGAGGAUGAAGAGGAGGUCUGGCUGUUCUGGAAAGACAAUUGCAAGGAGAUCCGGAGUAAGAGCAUCCGGGAGUUGGCCCAGGAUGCAAAGGAGGGCCAGAAGGACGACCAGGAUGUGGUCAGCUAUUACAGGUGCCAGUUGAACCUCUUUGCCCGGAUGUGUCUGGACCGUCAGUACCUGGCUAUCAACAAGAUCUCUGGUCAACUGGAUGUGGAUUUAAUCCUACGCUGUAUGUCUGAUGAGGAUCUGCCGUUUGACUUGCGGGCGUCUUUCUGCCGCCUGAUGCUGCACAUGCAUGUGGACCGUGACCCUCAGGAGCAGGUCACACCUGUCAAAUAUGCCCGUCUUUGGUCUGAGAUUCCCUCUCAGAUUGCUAUUGAUGACUAUGACAAUGAUGGAACCACCAGAGAUGAGAUCAAAGAGCGGUUCUGCCUCACAAUGGAUUUUGUGGAAAACUACCUGAGAGAGGUGGUGUCACAGAACAUUCCCUUCUCUGACAAGGAGAAAAACAAGCUUACCUUUGAGGUAGUGAACCUGGCAAGGAACCUCAUAUACUUUGGUUUCUACAACUUCAGUGACCUGCUUCGACUGACAAAGAUCUUACUGAACAUUUUAGACUGUGUCCAUGUCAGCACCAUUUACCCCAUCAACAAGAUGGAGAAGGGAGAGGAAAACAAAGCUGGCAGUAAUGUGAUGAAGUCCAUUCAUGGAGUUGGGGAGUUGAUGACCCAGGUAGUGCUGCGAGGAGGUGGCCUGUUGCCCACCACACCAACUCAUCAACCAGAGGGAGAUGUGGUUAAAACACAGACUGAACCAGAGAGAGAAGACAUCAUGGUCAUGGACACGAAGCUCAAGGUCAUUGAGAUUCUACAGUUCAUUUUGAAUGUACGGCUAGACUACAGGAUCUCCUGCCUGCUUUGUAUUUUCAAACGUGAGUUUGAUGAGAACAACCCACAAGCAGACAACACUGCCAGUCAGAAUGGAAUCAGUAAUGUCACAGGUCAGAUGCCAGGAAAUCUUGACUUUGAGAACAUUGAAGAACAGGCAGAGGGGAUUUUUGGAGGAAGUGAGGAGAACACUCCACUAGACCUUGAUGACCACGGUGGUCGUACCUUCUUAAGGGUCCUGCUGCACCUGACCAUGCAUGAUUACCCUCCUCUCGUGUCUGGAGCGCUUCACCUGCUCUUCAGACACUUCAGCCAGAGGCAGGAGGUCCUCAUGGCCUUCAAACAAGUCCAACUGCUGGUGACCAGUCAGGAUGUGGAUAAUUACAAGCAGAUCAAGUCAGAUCUGGACCAGCUGCGUUCUAUUGUGGAGAAGUCUGAACUGUGGGUUUAUAAGAGGCAAGGAGAAGAUGGGAUGGACGGAGAUGGACCUUCAGAGUCUGACAACAAAAAGAAGGGAGACUCACUUAGUUCAGACAAGAAGAAGACAGAAAGCACCAGCAGUUACAACUACAGGGUUGUAAAAGAGAUCCUGCUGCGUCUCAGUAAGCUGUGUGUCCAGGAGGGAAGCUCAGGGAAGAAGAGCAAGAAACAGCAGCAGAGGCUGCUGAGGAACAUGGGAGCUCACAGUGUAGUGCUGGAGCUCCUACAGAUCCCCUAUGAGAAGGGCGAGGAUGUCCGAAUGCAGGAGAUCAUGAAACUGGCUCACGAGUUCCUGCAGAAUUUCUGUGCAGGGAAUCAGCAGAAUCAGGCUCUUCUCCACAAGCAUAUCAACUUGUUUCUUAACCCAGGGAUCCUAGAGGCAGUGACCAUGCAGCACAUCUUCAUGAAUAACUUCCAGCUGUGCAGUGAGAUCAACGAGCGAGUGGUUCAGCACUUUGUUCACUGUACUGAGACUCAUGGUCGACAUGUCCAAUAUCUCAAGUUCCUGCAGACCAUUGUGAAGGCCGAGAACAAGUUCAUCAAGAAGUGUCAGGACAUUGUCAUGGCUGAGCUGGUGAACUCGGGCGAGGACGUCCUGGUCUUCUACAAUGAUCGUGCCUCCUUCCAGACCCUGGUCCAGAUGAUGCGUUCAGAGCGGGACCGCAUGGAUGAAAACAGCCCUCUAAUGUACCACAUCCACCUGGUGGAACUGCUGGCUGUCUGCACUGAGGGCAAGAACGUCUACACUGAGAUCAAGUGUAACUCCCUGCUGCCCCUGGAUGAUAUUGUACGGGUCGUCACCCAUGAAGACUGUAUCCCUGAGGUGAAAAUUGCCUAUAUCAACUUCCUGAACCACUGCUAUGUCGACACAGAGGUGGAAAUGAAGGAGAUUUAUACCUCCAACCAUAUGUGGAAGCUGUUUGAGAACUUCCUUGUGGACAUUUGUAGGGUGUGUAACAACACCAGUGACAGGAAGCAUGCGGAUACCACGCUGGAGCGUUAUGUAACUGAGACGGUCAUGAGCAUUGUCACAUGUUUCUUUAGCUCUCCUUUCUCUGACCAGAGCACAAGCCUGCAGAUGGCACGCCAUAUGUAUGCCACCAUUCUUGGAAAGAUAACUGAGACUCGUCAGCCAGUAUUUGUCCAACUGCUUCAGGGAGUUUUCAGGGUAUUCCACUGUAACUGGCUUAACCCUCUUCAGAAGGCCUCAGUGGAGGCUUGCAUUAAAGUACUCUCAGACGUGGCUAAGAGCAGAGCCAUUGCCAUCCCAGUGGACUUGGACAGUCAGGUGAACAACUUGUUUGUCAAGUCCAAUAAUGUUGUGCAGAAGAGCAUCCUCAGCUGGAGACUAUCUGCUAAGAACACUUCCAGACGAGACUCAGGCCUGACCUCCUCCAAAGACUACAGAAACAUCAUUGAGAGGCUACAGGACAUAGUGUCAGCGCUGGAGGACCGUCUGAGGCCGCUGGUCCAAGCUGAGCUCUCAGUGCUGGUGGAUGUCCUGCAUCGUCCAGAGCUGCUCUUCCCUGAGAACACAGAAGCUCGCAAGAAAUGUGAAAGUGGAGGAUUCAUAUCAAAACUGAUCAAACACACCAAGCAGUUGCUGGAGGAGAAUGAGGAGCGUCUGUGCAUCAAAGUACUGCAGACAUUGAGGGAAAUGAUGACAAAAGACAGGGGCUAUGGGGAGAAGCUGAUUGCCUUUGAUGAUGAAAUGGAUGUGGCUGAGCUGGCACCUCCACCCGAGCCUGAAGUCCCUGCCGAGGAGCUUGAUCCCAACCAGCCACAGAAGCAACUGGAGGAUCAAAGGAGGGGCGAAGCUCUGCGGCAGAUCUUGGUCAAUCGAUACUAUGGAAACGUCAAACCUGGCCAGAGGAGAGAUAGCCUCACAACCUUCAGCAAUGGUCCACUCACUCCUGGAGCACAGGGGAAAUCGCCUACAGUUGUCAGCUCUGGGGUUGGAGGUCGAGGGGAGCUGAGUUUGGCAGAGGUACAGUGCCACCUGGACAAAGAAGGAGCUUCUGAUCUGGUCAUUGAUCUCAUUAUGAACGCUACCAGCGACCGGAUCUUCCAAGAGAGCAUACUGUUGGCCAUCGCAUUGCUGGAGGGUGGAAACACGGUCAUCCAGCGGUCAUUCUACCAUCGUUUAACGGGGGACAACAAGUCAGAAAAAUUCUUCAAGGUGUUUUAUGAGCGCAUGAAGCUGGCUCAGCAGGAGAUUAAAGCCACUGUGACGGUCAAUACUAGUGACCUGGGCAGCAAGAAGAAGGAUGAGGAGCCACCAGACAAAGACACGCCAGCACGUAAGAAAGUCAAAGAUGUUCCGGUGGUGGCAGUGGUGACCGAGGAGGUGAAGGAGCAGCUAGUGGAGGCCUCCGCUGUCACCAAGAAAGCCUUCACGACCUACCGCCGCGAGGCUGAAGCCGAAGAGCACCAAGCGGCCGCCGAUGGCUCUCCCGUCCCGACCGCUGAUAAGGGCCAGGAGGAAGGAGAGAUGAGCGUCAUCAUCACCAUCAUGCAACCCAUCUUGCGCCUCAUGCAGCUGCUCUGUGAGAACCACAACAGAGAUCUGCAGAACUUUCUGCGCAACCAGAAUAACAAGAACAACUAUAAUCUGGUGUGUGAGACGCUUCAGUUUCUGGACUGUAUCUGUGGCAGCACCACAGGAGGACUGGGGCUGCUGGGACUCUACAUCAAUGAGAAGAAUGUAGGACUUAUCAACCAGACUGUGGAGAGCCUGACUGAGUACUGCCAAGGUCCCUGUCAUGAGAACCAGAACUGCAUUGCCACUCAUGAAUGCAAUGGCAUUGACAUCAUCAUCGCUCUCAUCCUCAAUGACAUCAACCCCCUUGGCAAGAAGAGGAUGGAUCUGGUGCUGGAACUCAAAAAUAAUGCUUCCAAGCUUCUUCUUGCAAUUAUGGAGAGUCGCCAUGACAGCGAGAAUGCUGAGAGGAUACUGUACAAUAUGAGGCCUAAAGAGCUGGUGGAAGUGAUCAAAAAGGCCUACAUGCAGGGUGAGAUAGAGGUGGAGGAGCCGCAGGAGGGUGAAGAUGGAGAGGAGGAGCACUCUGCGUCUCCACGCAAUGUUGGUCAUAAUAUCUACAUCUUGGCACAUCAAUUAGCCCGUCACAACAAGGAACUGCAGGCUAUGUUGAAGCCAGGGGGGACAUAUGGAGAGGGUGAUGAGGCCUUGGAGUUCUACGCCAAACACACAGCUCAGAUUGAGAUUGUACGGCUGGAUCGCACCAUGGAGCAGAUAGUCUUUCCUGUGCCCAACAUCUGUGAGUUCCUCACCCAAGAGUCCAAGCUACGUGUCUACUACACCACAGAGCGGGAUGAGCAAGGCAGCAAAAUCAAUGACUUCUUCCUGCGCUCUGAGGACCUCUUUAAUGAGAUGAACUGGCAGAAGAAGCUGCGAGGUACUCAAGAGGCUACUGGUAACACAAACACAGUUCCCUCUCAGCCCAUCCUGUACUGGUGCUCCAGGAACAUGUCAUUCUGGAGCAGCAUCUCCUUCAACCUGGCUGUGCUCAUGAACCUGCUCGUGGCCUUCUUCUACCCUCUGGAGGGUGUCCGUGGAGGUACCCUGGAGCCCCAUCUGUCUGCCCUGCUGUGGAUGGCCAUGCUGGUUUCUCUGGCUAUAGUCAUCAUCUUGCCGCAGCCUCACGGCAUCCGGGCACUCAUUGCUUCCACCAUCCUGCGCCUGAUCUUCUCUGUAGGCCUGGAGCCCACAUUGCUCCUGCUGGGGGGUUUCAAUUUAUGUAAUAAGGUCAUCUUCCUGAUGAGCUUCGUUGGGAACCGCGGAACCUUCACACGUGGCUACAUAGCCAUGAUCAUGGAUGUAGAGUUCCUGUACCACCUGCUCUACCUGAUUAUCUGCGGCCUGGGGGUCUUCGUCCAUGUCUUCUUUUACAGCCUGCUACUCUUUGAUCUGGUUUACCGAGAAGAGACGUUGCUGAACGUAAUAAAGAGUGUGACCCGCAAUGGCCGCUCCAUUGUUUUGACAGCCGUGCUCGCUCUUAUCCUCGUCUACCUCUUCUCCAUUGUGGGCUAUAUCUUCUUCAAAGAUGAUUUCAUUUUGGCUGUCGACAGGAUACCCAACAAAACACUAGAGCAUGGAGCCAGUAUGGUGGGAGAGUUCUUCUCUGGUGGAGUAUGCCAGAAGGAAAAUGGGGAGAACUGUUCAGCAGAGGUCGUGAUGGAUGCUUCGCUUGCCGUCCAGCCAUCAGCGGUGGUGAUUGAGGACAAGGAGCGAACAUGUGACUCCCUGCUCAUGUGUAUUGUCACAGUAUUGAGUCACGGCCUCAGGAGCGGAGGAGGUGUUGGGGACGUCCUGCGGAAGCCAUCCAAAGAGGAGCCCCUUUUUGCAGCCAGGGUGAUCUACGACCUACUCUUCUUCUUCAUGGUCAUCAUUAUUGUCCUCAACCUCAUCUUUGGUGUCAUCAUCGACACAUUUGCUGACCUGAGGAGUGAGAAGCAGAAAAAAGAGGAAAUCCUGAAGACAACAUGUUUUAUUUGCGGUUUGGAGAGAGACAAGUUUGACAAUAAGACAGUUACCUUUGAAGAACACAUCAAAGUUGAGCACAACAUGUGGCACUACUUGUUCUUCAUCGUCCUGGUGAAGGUCAAGGAUUCAACAGAGUACACUGGCCCGGAGAGCUAUGUGGCCGAAAUGAUCAGGGAGCACAACUUGGAUUGGUUCCCACGGAUGCGGGCCAUGUCCUUGGUCAGCAGCGAUGCAGACGGGGAGCAGAAUGAGAUCAGAAACCUGCAGGAGAAGCUGGAGUCAACCAUGAAACUGGUGUCCAACCUGUCAGGCCAGCUGACUGAGCUCAAAGAACAGAUGACAGAACAGAGGAAGCAGAAGCAGAGGAUCGGCCUGUUGGGACACCCUCAGCACAUGAACGUCAACCCCCAGCAGCCUGCAUAAGGUCAACUGACACGGCCUUGAAGCAGCUCAGCAUUGGCUGUGUGUCUGGACGGAGUGUGCAGUCCUCACUCAGAGGUUGUAAUAUUGUAUACGCAAUGUAUACUGCACUGAGUGUGAGUGUAACUUAUAGCGGUAGGGAAACAACAUAGGUAGUCAUAAGGCGAUGUGUAGCUCUACCCCACGCACGUGUUACUCCAAAUAGUAACACUCACCCACCUCAUUCUGUUCAGUCCAGUUGGAAUUGGUGCCAAAUGUUUUCUAUGUAGAAAUAAAUUGGAUUCCUCCACACAUAGCCUUUACUGGUUGAACUUGAAACACGAUAUAGCUGACUGGACAGGAGGAAUUAGUCCCAUUUGUUUUUCAUUUUUUAUUUUAUUUUAAUGUUUUCUAUUUAUAUUUCUGGCAUAGCAAGCAGUAUUAAAUGUCUUAUUUUUGUAUGUUGUGCAAAAUAUUAACUUAAAUAUGCAACCUCAUUGGUGUGUGAAUUUAAGUUCCAUCAAUCAUGUCUUAUUUAAAAGCAUGGGCCAAUGUUUUUGUUCGUACUUUAUUGUCACUGGAUAAAAUAGGGAGUAGUUGGUUGUCUUUACUUGCGCAAAUAUAGAGAUAAUAUUUAAUAAGAUGGCCUUCUCAAUUUUACUUUUUUCUUUUAUUUCUUGAAAAUGUGCAUAUUUCUUGAGUGUCAACUGCACUCAAUAGAGAUAGUAUAUUGUGUGAGAGCAAUAUAUACAGAUAGUUUUCUUUCACCUGUGUAAAUCCAAUGGUGUCAUAUCUCAGUGCUAACUUAUUUUAUGAUACAUUUGCUUUCUUAUUUAAUUGGGUUCUAAAGGACAUAGAGAAUAUUUGAUUUGUCAGUCACAUAUACUGUAUAAUCUAUUCAGUAUCACUCAUGCUAUUACAGUUUGCUCAGGAGUUGUGUAACUUUUAAUGUAAUAAAUGUCAUUAGCAUAAUUUCCUGUUCUUCAGCAAACAUGUUUCAUUUGUGCCUAUUUUUGUCCUCAUUUAAAGUCUGAUACAAGUUUGCUGCUUGUGCAGAGUCACUAACUUUUAUGUUCAUUAAAAUGUAUUAGUUGGUUUUCAUGCUACUGUUAGAAGGAUCUCUUUUUUUUGGACAACUGUGUGUACAUAACGUUUGUUGCUUAUCUUUGCUUUUGUAUAGAAAAAUGAGAUGGAGAAAAAGCGUACUCACGAAUGUUAAGAUUAACUAAAAAUCUAAGCACUGUCAAUUUGUAUAUUAAAGUAGAAUUAUUUAUUAAAAUUGAUGUAAUUAUA